This is a messenger RNA of Penicillium macrosclerotiorum, 2028 nucleotides long. RefSeq lists its product as uncharacterized. Bases 1 to 2028 code for a protein of 675 amino acids. Lineage: Eukaryota; Fungi; Ascomycota; Eurotiomycetes; Eurotiales; Aspergillaceae. The record is from RefSeq and is a predicted model, not a curated record. The transcript has 2 exons.
AUGCAUUCACAGCCGGGGACACUAGGUACCAAUGAGGCCGGGCAAUCUCCAUUGCCAGAGCCGCCUGCCAACCCGACUUACUCGCUUGACGAUCUGAGCCCGGCCCGCUAUAAGGAUGAAGAAGACCCUGAAACCUUCAAAACCCCUCGGCAUGGCGACCGGUACGCGGACCUUGAACUGGGUAGUGUCCCCUUACUUCCAGCCGGAGCUGAUGAACAUGGCUUUGGUGACUCCGAUUCCGAUUUCGCUGCCUCGGAGUUUGACUUUCAACGGGACGAGCCCAGGCACAACCCGCCGUUUUCCUGCACGUUCGCCGGGCUCCUUGCAUGGCUUCGCGGGCCGGCGCCACCCUAUAUCUAUCACAUCAACCCCUGGUUCCCCCAAUGGCAGGCUGCGCCGGCGCGUCUGAUUGAUCGAUGGGUGCCACGACGGGGAAUGAAGAUGGCGCUGCUGGUCAGCGGGCUAAUCUUUUGGAUCGUGGUGUUUUUCUUGUCCCUUCAGGCUUCCCUGGCGGGCCAGGAGGUCCUAGGGUAUGGGCAGCCUGUCAAGCUGUCGUGUCACCAUCAGUUGUGGAACAAUGCCACGGACUGUGGUCUCAAUGGCGAAUUAUGCCUUCCAUUCGACGAGCAGUCAUUCGCGUUCCGCUGUCCUUCCGGCUGCGCGGCUGCCAUUCUCCUGGAGCCUUACAAUGUCGGCGACCAGGAGCUGAAUUACCAGCCGCUGGUGAUCGGAGGCAAGCCCUUCCGAGCAGACGGCAAAAGCAGUGGCGUCUAUCGCGGAGACUCGUCGAUCUGCGCGUCCGCACUGCAUGCAGGGCUCAUCAACGAUGCUAAAGGUGGCUGCGGUAUUCUCCACCGUCGAGGCGAGCGAGACAAAUUCGAGGCCUCUACCCAAAAUGACGUCGAGAGCAUUGAGUUCCUCCCGCAUUUCCCUAUGUCGUUCGUGCUCACUCGCGAGGCCUCUUCGCCCGGGUCCAGUGAAACAAAGCCUGUUGAAUGCUUUGAUAUUCGAUGGUCACUAUUCGCGUUCACGGUGAGUAUCACAGCGAUCUUUUCGAUGACUGUCAUAUCGGCACCGGUCUUCUACAGCGUUAUUUUCUUCAUCGUGUGGUUCCAAGUCGCCAUGGCAUCUGAUCCGCCAGGCUCUUCGAGUUUCUAUGGCCUGCUAUCUGUCGGCCUGGGUCGAUUUCUUCCCGGCGCAUUCGUCGGGUUCGCCAUAUACUAUUUCUGUAUCCGACAUACUCUCUCGAGCCUCGAAGCACAUGUCGAUAAAACCCUCCUCUGGCUGGGCGGCUGCUGGGUUGGCGCCCUCAACACAGACACCUUCGACCGAAUUCCCAUCUCGCGCCUCACUCCCCAUGACCUCCAACAGCAACCCGGCGCCAUCACCGCCCUCAUCACCAUCAUCGGAGUCCUCGUCGUGAUCACCGUGAUCCAAGCCCACGCGUUCCGCCAGGAGGGCCGUCUGCUUUCCCAGCUGCGCCUCUAUGGCAUCCUCGCAGCCGGCAUUCUUAUCCUCGUCUUCGUUCCCGGCAUGAACCUCCGCAUUCACCACUACAUUCUCGCCCUCCUCCUGCUCCCCGGUACCACUCUGCAAACCCGGCCCAGCCUUUUGUUCCAGGGCAUCCUGCUCGGCCUCUUCAUCAAUGGUAUCGCACGGUGGGGCUUCGACUCCAUCCUUCAAACGCCCGCGGCCCUCCUCGAUGGAGGCCGCCUCGGCACUAUUCCACCCCCCGCCAGUCCACCACACAUCGAGGACGCGCACCAUCUCUCGUUCUCCUUCCCCGACCUGCCCGCGCAUGUCGACGGCAUCAGCGUGAUCGUCAACGACGUGCUGCGCUACCAGCAGCUGAAGCCGAAGAGCGGCGGCUCCGUCCCGGACUUUGCCUGGGCGCGCACCCACACCACUCAGCCCGAGUAUUUUCGCUUUGGGUACGUCCAUGCCAACGCGCUGGGUGGCGUGUGGUACGAAGAUUUCUCGGCAGCAUCGACGUGGGCGGUUAAUGGGACCUUUUCUUAUCCGGCAUAA